ACGACUCAGCACCCUGCUCCGGCAGACAUUUAGUGAGUUUUGUGCUUCUGGCCACCUGAGUGGACGCCAUCUGGUUUAAUUUAAUGAUUUUAAAAUGAGGAAACGUCUGAUCCAAAUACUCGGCUUCUUGAUUACAUCACUGGGAUGGCUGUUUGUGCUGUGCACCAUGGCCAUGGACUAUUGGAGGAUCACUCAGUUAGGAGGACAAGGAGGCUCCUUUAUCAUCAGAGUGGCCUGGUACUGGUCCAACCUGUGGAAGGAUUGUUUCACUGAUUCCACAGCUGUCACCAACUGUAGAGACUUCCCCGUACUCUGGACUGUCACCCCUUUCAUUCAGGGAGUACGAGGACUGCUGAUGUGCGGGUUAACUCUUGGAUUCUUCGCCGUGGUGCUGUGCUUUGUUGGGAUGGAGUGCACUUUCAUCGGUGGAGGUGAUAAAACCAAGGACAAACUGCUUCUCUCUGGGGCAGUGUUUCAUAUCGCUGGCAGUGUGUCGGAUGUGUCUGCCUACUGCUUAUACAUCAACAGGAUUGCCAGAACAACGUUUGCGCCCAGCAUUGGACCGGGAGUCUUACGGUAUGACCUAGGACCUCCCAUAUUUCUAGGACUGGUGGGAUGUUUUUUAAUCAUUCUGGGAGCUAUGUUUUAUGCUGUGACAGUCUGCACAGUCAUUUGCCCUGAAAGGCAAGUGGUAUACGCCUAUGGAGGAGGCACAUACAUGGUCCCUCGCACCAGAGGAAGAACCCUGUACAGCGGAUACUACCGACCCGGGCAGUAUGGAUCUUAUAUGAGUUCAGGACCAUCCUACAGCUCCAAGAUCUCAAAACUCUCGCAGACAACACCAACGAAAUUCUCAGACAGAGAUGCAUUUGUGUAGCAGCUCAGAGCCCCUUUUUUCAUGCAUAGAUCCAACAAUCAGCUUAUCGCUUACUGUACAUCAGAAGACAAAAACCCUCUCUUGCACCAACUCUCAUAUUUUAUUGAUGUUGUCUUUUUCUUGGUCUCGUCAUGUUUUGUUUUGGUAAAAUGGGCCAUACUGCUAAAAUACACUGUCUUGUGUUUACUCAUCAUUUGUUGUGAUUCAA
Epinephelus fuscoguttatus (brown-marbled grouper) is the source of this 1085-nucleotide messenger RNA. RefSeq names its product claudin-10 (gene cldn10l2). The record is from RefSeq and is a predicted model, not a curated record. NCBI's taxonomy places the organism in Eukaryota, Metazoa, Chordata, Actinopteri, Perciformes, Serranidae. Gene Ontology annotation, molecular function: structural molecule activity. The transcript has 5 exons. Bases 95 to 877 code for a protein of 260 amino acids. Gene Ontology annotation, cellular component: plasma membrane; bicellular tight junction. Gene Ontology annotation, biological process: cell adhesion; bicellular tight junction assembly.